Molecule: messenger RNA, 802 nt
Organism: Solanum tuberosum (potato)
Lineage: Eukaryota; Viridiplantae; Streptophyta; Magnoliopsida; Solanales; Solanaceae
Product: ferredoxin-like
Exons: 1
Coding region: 184-594 (136 amino acids)
Biological process (GO): electron transport chain
Cellular component (GO): chloroplast stroma
Molecular function (GO): 2 iron, 2 sulfur cluster binding; electron transfer activity
Source: RefSeq, a predicted model, not a curated record
GGACAGACAUUUCUAGACUCUACUAACUGACAAAAUGUCCAGAAUCUGAAUUGAUAGGAAUAGUCUUCUGUGCCGUAUUAUGCGGACACGUGGAAGAUUAGCCUAAACAAAUCAUUUCCACAAUCUCCCAAUUUAAAUGCUCAUUAGUGAAGUGAGAUCCAGCCAAGCACAAGAAAGAUAAAAAUGGCCAGUAUUUCAGGCACCAUGAUCAGUACCUCCUUCAUGCCAAGAAAACCAAUUGUGACAUUUCCAGAUCUCCUUGGGGUUAAAUAUGCAAAUGGUGGCAAAAUAACUUGUAUGGCUACAUACAAAGUGAAACUUAUUACACCUUCAGGAGCAGUAGAAUUUGAUUGUCCAGAUGAUGUGUACAUUCUUGAUCAAGCUGAGGAAGAAGGACAUGAACUUCCUUAUUCAUGCAGGGCAGGUUCUUGCUCAUCUUGUGCUGGUAAAAUUGUAUCUGGAAGUGUUGAUCAAUCUGAUGGAAACUUUCUUGAAGAUGAACAAAUAAGUAGUGGAUAUGUGUUAACUUGUGUUGCCUAUCCACAGUCUGAUGUUACCAUUGAAACUCACAAAGAGGAACAACUCACAAGCUAAACUAAAUUUGGAGAAAUUUUAUGUUUAUAAUGUGGCCAAGUUUAUAGUAUAUGUGAGUGUAUUUUUCUUUCAUUAUAAUGUGAGUGUAAUUGGCUGCUUUGUAAUAUUGUUAUUCUGGGUGUACUUGUUUGUUGUUCAUUCGACAGAAUUUGGCUUGGUAAAAAAGGCUCGUUUUUAUUAAAUGUUCCACAAAUGUUUUUCUGAAUCA